Suillus discolor is the source of this 513-nucleotide messenger RNA. RefSeq lists its product as uncharacterized. Bases 1 to 513 code for a protein of 170 amino acids. NCBI's taxonomy places the organism in Eukaryota, Fungi, Basidiomycota, Agaricomycetes, Boletales, Suillaceae. The transcript is spliced from 2 exons. The record is from RefSeq and is a predicted model, not a curated record.
AUGUCAGGGAACAACUUGGAGUCGGAAGAAGAAGUUCAGAAGCACCUGCCUCUGAAUAGGGAGGAGGUGGCUGUUCUGGAGUCCCACCUGGAGAAAUGGGACAAUGCUUUGGGUAAAGACAGAAACAAGGUCUGGAAGGACGCCACUAUGGAGGCUCGGUUGAAGACACCCAAGAUGGAUGCUGCCAAGCUGAGGUCAAGAAAGACUAACCAUGGUGAAAAGAAGGAUGCAAAAGCUCCUAUCAAUCUCGGAAGAAAGUGGACAUACCAGAUGGUGGUUGGUACUCUCUGGAAGAAGGAGCUUCUGAAGAAGAUUGAGGAUGAAACUGGUGUAAAGGCUGGGGAAAAGGAUAUGAUGAAGCAUUACUCUAAGUAUCUUGGGGAAAUGGUGAAGUCUCUUACUGAGGUGGAGGUGGAGGAAGCUACCGAACAGGCCGUAGAGUGGAACAAACAGGGAGUUCCUCCCGAUGUUCAAGCGGAUACAGCGAGACGAAAGAGUGAGGACAUUCUGUGA